Mytilus trossulus (common blue mussel) is the source of this 1661-nucleotide messenger RNA. RefSeq names its product iduronate 2-sulfatase-like. Gene Ontology annotation, cellular component: cytoplasm. The transcript has a single exon. The record is from RefSeq and is a predicted model, not a curated record. Lineage: Eukaryota; Metazoa; Mollusca; Bivalvia; Mytilida; Mytilidae. The coding region runs from base 93 to 1619 and encodes 508 amino acids. Gene Ontology annotation, molecular function: iduronate-2-sulfatase activity.
GUUGCAAGGCUCAUCUAUUAUAGUCCAUGAUCUGACUAUUAAUAUAUGAACUAUCAAUAUCUGAUGAACUUGGCGUAAACAACUGAGCUAAAAUGAAAGGGUUAUGGAUAUUUGUCAUUGUUAAUAUUUUGGCAAUUUCAAAAGGCAGGAAAAAUGUUUUAUUCAUUGUGAUGGAUGAUUUAAGACCACAGCUUGGAGCAUAUAAUGGGCCAUAUUUCCCAGGAUCGGGUCAGUCACAGAUGCAUACCCCGAACAUCGAUGGCCUCGCCUCCAAAAGUCUGCUUCUAAAAAGGGCCUACGUUCAGCAAGCACUUUGUUCACCAAGUAGAGCAUCAUUUAUGACUGGUAGACGGCCAGAUACCACACACGUGUAUGAUCUACACACAUACUUCAGAAGCGUCGGGGGUAAUUUUACAACGAUUCCACAAUAUUUCAAAUCGAAAGGUUAUGAAACUGCUGGAAUGGGAAAAAUUUAUCAUCCAGGUGUCGCUUCUAACAAUAACGAUCCUUUAUCAUGGAGUAUGCCAUAUUUGAGAGGAGAUCAUAAUUGGGAGGAUAAAAAUCAUAGUUGGAAAGGCAUUCCAGAUUCAUUGUUAAAAGACAAACCUUUAGUAGAUAAACAGAUAGCUGAUUAUGCGAUCUCGACCUUGCAGCAUCUCGCACCGGCCGCCAAAUCCGGUCAUAAACCAUUUUUCUUAGCUGUAGGAUUUUAUAGACCACAUUUACCAUUUGUUUUCCCUCAAUCUUUUAUUCAUAAUUACCCAUGGAGUGACGUCCAUGUGCCGGAUAAUCAGUUUGCUCCAAGAUCAAUGCCAACAAUUGCUUGGACUCAUUCUAAUGAAUUGUGGAGUUAUCAAGACAUAAAGGAUACGAAUUUCACUGGUGACAUCAAUACAACUCUUCCACACGCUACGGUUAUAAAUCUUCGUCGUGCUUACUAUACAUCUGUUAGUUGGGUAGAUUCUUUAAUAGGUAAUGUGUUAGCCGAGCUUUCUAGACUAGGACUCGACAGCAAUACUGUAGUGUCAUUUGUUGGGGAUCAUGGAUGGAAACUAGGUGAGCAUGGAGCUUGGGCAAAACACACGAACUUCAACGUAGAUACGCAUGCUCCAAUGAUGGUAAAGAUACCUGGCAUGACUGAUAAAGGUAUUGUGAGUGAAAAACUAACAGAAUUUGUUGAUUUAUUUCCGACUUUAGUUGAAGCCGCUGGAGUGAGUCCAGUUCCAUUGUGUCCAGAAAACUCUGCCACUGUUUCCGUAUGCCACGAGGGACAAAGUCUCAUUCCACUUAUCAAAAAUCCAAAUAUUGCAUGGAAAAAUGCAUCGUUUUCUCAAUACCCGCGUAGGCAUAGUCACCACGAUAUUAUGGGAUAUACAAUUACUACUGAACGUUAUAGAUACACAGAAUGGGUUAGAUUCAAUAAACCUACUUAUAAACCCGACUGGAAUACUGUUGUUAACUCUGAACUAUACGAUCAUCAGGUAGACCCCAAUGAAAACAUCAACAAAGUCCAUUAUCAUAGUCAAUCUAACAUCAAAAUGCAAUUGAGUCAACAGCUUCGUGCUGGAUGGAGAGAUACACUUCCAAGCAGUGCAAUAUCACAUGGAUUUGGACGUUGAAACUCGUGCUUUAUAUAUAUCGGGCAAAAAUAUUUAUAAAUA